AUGAGUGAACCGGAUAAAAAUGAAAUCACUUCUGUGAGUUUAUCGACGGCGAUCAUUCUCGAUGAGUUACCCGAGAUGGGCUCAUGGGCGGAUAUCAUGCAGAAUGAGGAACCCGAGAUUUAUGAGGAUUCACAUCAAGAAAGCAUCGAAUCCAAUGAUACAUCCGACUCAGCAGCCGAGGAAAACGAUGAAGGAAGCUCAAGAGAAAAUACGAUCAAAUUGCCAGACGGUCGACAUGUUGUGGUAAGACCGCCGUAUUCUGUGCGAGUGAGAAAUGUGAAUCCCCGAGCGACCACCGAAGAUCUUUUCUUUCAUUUUGGUGGACGAGAUGCGGUAGAAGAAGUUGAUUUUGAUCAAUCUCGAAGCGUGUGGACUAUUCUAAUGGCGACUCCUGAUUUUCUAGAACAUGCUCUCACUCUGCAUAACUCGUACAUGUUCUCUAAACAAAUUCAGGUGUUAUCACCGAACAUUGAAACGUCCGAUGAUGGAUAUGGAUCGAGAAUGAACAACGGCUCUAACCGUGGCUAUCGAGAUUCAAGAAACUACCCUGGACACUCACAACAGUUCCCUCAACAAUCACACUAUUCAAAUCAAAAUUUUUCGUAUUCGAGCAACAUCCAACCGUUGAUGACGAUUCCAACUGCAUAUCAUCCGAAUGGAUAUGGAGCUCUGACCGCUCAGGAGAAUCAAUAUCAAGGAAAUCGAAACUAUCCACAGAAAUUCGAUAAGCAACGAUCGCAACAACAAAAUCCCAAUCGGGUUUACAAUAGUCGAAUGAGAGAUCAACCGGGUAGACCAUCGUUUGACUCGGAUCGAGGAGACAUGCCAGGGGAAAUCUCUAAGAGAACCUCAAGUGAACGUGUUUCCACCAUUUCAUUGGCUUCUUGUGAUACUCAGAAGUCGACAGACUCCGUUGCUACGAUUCGAAAGCCGACGAACAAAGAUCUAUUUGGUGAUGCGAAACCCGUGGAUACAACGGCGAAACUCCUCGAGAUUGAGAAUAGAAAGAAAGAUGAAGAAAAGAAAACGCAACAACAACAACAACAAAAGACAACUGAGGCUGAGCCACACCAUCCACGACAGUCUCGAGACGGACAUCCACGUGAUUCUCGCUACUACAAUCAAUCAGGCGAAGAAAGAAAACCAUCGACGAGCACCUCAUCGACCACGGUGAUUGCGGUGAAAGAGAACAAACAACCACAUAAAGCUGACGACUAUGGAUCUGUGACUAUUUUGCCACGACCAAGCGUUUCAAAGGAUGAUCAAUUCGAUGCCUCACCACCAAAUGAUCCCAUUCAACACACGACAAAGAAUACGCCUAGUCCUUCAGUGACAAUAACUGAAAAUUUAAAAGUGAGAACAUUUCGUGGACAGAAAACAAGAGGACAUUUCUCGAAUAAUCAAAAUCGAUCAAAUACAAAUCAGCCAAUCGAGAGUCAAUCAGUUAAAGGUCAUUACCGGGGUCGAGGUGGUGGAAAUCGGGGAAAUUAUUCGGGAAGAGGAGGACGAGGAGGAACACAAACGAAUUACAAUGAUCGAACAAAUGUUGAAGGGUCGCAAGGCGGAGAAUCGCGAACAGCUACUGAUCGAAAGAAUUCAUUCACUGCACGCGAAUCUCACUCGUUGAAUGUUUCUUUUGAAAAUACUGAGAAAUCGGAGCUGGAGCGCAAAAAUUCAACUCCAGUUACAUCAUCAGCUCAUCCAGAAGAGCCAAUCCGAGGCAAAUCGCAAGGAUAUAGAGGAUCACAAAGAGGAUUCAAAACUGGAAAGAAAAUCCCACGAUCAAGCACGCAAGAGCAAAUAGGAAAAGGGAAAAAUGAGACGGAGAAAGGUGUUGAGGAAAAGAUGACGAAGAAUGAAAGUGCGAGUAAAGUUGAAGAGGCUGGGGGUGAGAAGGAAGGCACACAAUCAGCACAAGCCAUUCUCUCACUUCCAGAAGAUGGCUCCGAGAAAGCAUCCAAGGAAAAACGACGCAAGAAACCGAAUAAGGAACGACAAAUGCUUAACGCGAUGCCAAAGAUUGAUGACAAAAAAGUGGUUCGACCAGUGAAUUGUCAAAAUCGCUUUGAUGUAAUUAGCAAUCUUCCCGAA
Molecule: messenger RNA, 2091 nt
Organism: Mesorhabditis belari
Lineage: Eukaryota; Metazoa; Nematoda; Chromadorea; Rhabditida; Rhabditidae
Source: the annotation of a GenBank genome assembly